Molecule: messenger RNA, 1611 nt
Organism: Aspergillus clavatus NRRL 1
Lineage: Eukaryota; Fungi; Ascomycota; Eurotiomycetes; Eurotiales; Aspergillaceae
Product: putative flavin containing polyamine oxidase
Exons: 7
Coding region: 1-1611 (536 amino acids)
Molecular function (GO): oxidoreductase activity
Source: RefSeq, a predicted model, not a curated record
AUGUAUUCGACCUAUCUAUCGGUCUUUGCAGUCGGGUGGCUGCUACGCGGUUGUGCUGGGUAUGUAGCCCAGCCGUUGCCUGGGAAGGAUGAGCUGCGCUGUACGAAGACGACGGUGGCUAUUCUAGGAGGAGGCAUGGCAGGCGUCACAGCUGCACAAGCUCUGACUAAUGCCUCAAUCGAUGACUUUAUGAUCCUCGAGUACACCGAUCGACUGGGAGGUCGGCUACGAGAGACAGAGUUCGGGGCCGACGAGAGCGGGAAGCCCUAUCGGGUCGAGCUGGGGGCGAAUUGGGUCCAUGGAGUGGGAUCGCGUGUCAGAGAAAACCCCAUAUGGAAGCUGGCCAGGAAAUACAAUCUGACAGCCACCCAUUCCAACUACAGCUCCAUCCGCACCUACAAUGAGACCGGAUACACCGACUACCGCCAUCUUCUCCGUAAAUACAGCAACGUCUACCGGAAGGCCGGCCGCGAAGCCGGCCGCAUCCUAACCGAGAAUCUGCAAGACCAGACCGCGCGGUCCGGACUCGCGCUGGCCGGCUGGCGGCCGCGCAAGAACGACAUGGCGGCGCAAGCAGUGGAAUGGUGGAACUGGGACUGGGAAAACGCCCAAACGCCCGAAACCAGCUCCUUCGUCUUUGGCGUCGCCGGCGAAAACCUCACCUUCCAGCAAUUCGGCUUCCGCAACGAACUCGUUGUCGACCCCCGCGGCUACAGCGCCAUCAUCACCGGCGAGGCUUCCACCUUCCUCUACACCGAGCACGGCGACCCCGCUCUGGACCCGCGCGUCCGCCUCCAGACGCAGGUCACCGCAGUCGAGUACUCCGGCGCGGGCGUCACCGUGCACAGCGCCGACGGGCGCUGCGUGCAAGCCGCGUACGCGAUCUGCACGUUCUCGCUCGGCGUGCUGCAGAACGACGCCGUGGUGUUCCGCCCGCCCCUGCCGCCGUGGAAGCAGACCGCCAUCCACAAGUUCCACAUGGGCACGUACACCAAGAUCUUCAUGCAGUUCGACGAGCGGUUCUGGCCCGCCGACACGCAGUUCUUCCUGUACGCCCACCCUACCACCCGCGGCUACUACCCAGUCUUCCAGUCGCUGGACGCGGAGGGUUUCCUCCCGGACUCGCGGAUUCUCUUCGUCACAGUCGUCGAUGCCGAGGCGUACCGUGUCGAGCGCCAGGACGCGGCAGUCACCGAGGCCGAGAUCCUCGAGGUGUUGCGGAAGAUGUUCCCGCGCGUGCGUGUCCCGCGGCCUACCGCGUUCUUCUACCCGCGCUGGUCGGCGGAGCCCUGGGCAUAUGGCAGUUACUCGAACUGGCCGGCGGGUACGACGCUGGAGAUCCAUCAGAAUCUGCGGGCGAAUGUGGAGCGGCUGUGGUUUGCGGGCGAGGCCACCUCGUCGGCGUAUUUUGGGUUUGCGCAUGGGGCGUGGUAUGAAGGUAGGGAGGUCGGGGAGCAUGUGGCGGCGUUGCUGCGGGGGAAGUGUGUGCGGCUGCAAGGGCGCAAGGCGUGUGGGGAGCAGACGCAUUAUGAGUUGUUGCAUGGGACAACGCCGUUGGAGGCGUAUAAUGUGAACAAUGGGUGGCCGCUGAGUAGUGUUGAUUUAUCGUGA